Messenger RNA from Rotaria sordida, 2751 nucleotides. Lineage: Eukaryota; Metazoa; Rotifera; Eurotatoria; Philodinida; Philodinidae. The record is from the annotation of a GenBank genome assembly.
AUGAAUUGGCAACCAGUACAAGCUGAUGAUCUUCAACAAAUUUUAAUAUUAUUACGUCAAUCCCAAUCACCCGAUACACAAAUUCAACGACAAGUUCAAGCACGUUUAGAAUCACUUAAUCAAUAUCCUGAUUUUAAUAAAUAUCUUGUUUAUAUUUUAACAAAAUUACUUGAUGAACAAGAAGCAACACGUUCAUUAUCUGGUUUAAUUUUAAAAAAUAAUGCUAAAUCACAUUAUGAAAAAUUUCCAGAUGAGGUACGAUCAUUUAUUAAACAAGAAUGUUUAUCAGCAUUAGGUGAUCGUUCACCAUUAAUACGUGCAACUGUUGGAAUAUUAAUAACAACAAUUGUUACGAAAGGUUCAUUAGAACAAUGGCCUUCUUUAUUAGAACAUCUUUAUUCAUGUUUGGAUUCAGUCGAUAUUAAUUUAUGUGAAGGAGCAUUUGGAGCAUUACAAAAAAUUUGUGAAGAUAGUGCUGAUCAACUUGAAAGUGCACCUUCACAACCUUUAAAUGUACUUAUACCGAAAUUUAUACAAUUUUUUCUUCAUUCUCAUCCAAAAAUUCGAUCACAUGCUAUUGCUUGUGUUAAUGAAUUUAUAACACCACGUGCUAGUGCUCUUAUGGCAAAUAUUGAUUUAUUUCUUGAAAAUUUAUUUCAAUUAGCAAAUGAUACUGAUUCUGAUGUACGUAAACAUGUUUGUCGUGCAUUAGUUAUGUUAGUUGAAGUUCGUAUUGAACGUUUAAUACCACAUAUGCAACAAAUAAUUGAAUAUAUGUUAUUAACAUCACAAGACAGUGAUGAUACUGUUGCAUUAGAAGCAUGUGAAUUUUGGUUAAUGAUUGCUGAUCAAGCCAUAUGUCGAGAUGUUUUACAACCAUAUUUAGAUAAAUUAUUACCAAUUCUUUGUAAAAAUAUGAAAUAUUCAGAAAUGGAUAUUAUUCUUUUACGAGGUGAUAUUGAUGAAGAUGAACACAUACCAGAUCGUAUUGAAGAUAUUCGUCCAAGAUUUCAUCGAGCACGUACUAGACAACAAACACAAAAUUUAUUAGAUACAAAUAGUCAAUUAAAUACUAUGACUGAUACAAAUAAUAAUUCAACAGCAACAUCACCGAAUAAUCAAUCAGGUCAACAUUUACAAGAUGAUGAUGAAGAUGAUGAUGAUGAUGAUGAUGAUGGAUCAGGUACAAAUGCUGAUCAAGCAACUGAAUGGAAUUUACGUAAAUGUUCUGCAGCUGCAUUAGAUGUUCUUUCAAAUGUAUUUCGUGAAACAAUUUUACCAAUAUUAUUACCAAUCUUACGUGAAAUGUUAUUUCAUACAAAUUGGCAAAUAAAAGAAAGUGGUAUACUUGUAUUAGGUGCUAUAGCUGAAGGUUGUUCACAUGGUUUAGCACCACAUUUACCUGAUCUUGUUGAUUAUUUAAUAAAAUGUCUUAAUGAUAAAAAACCUUUAGUACGUUCAAUAACAUGUUGGACAUUAUCAAGAUAUUCAACAUGGAUUGUACAUAAUGAAGUACAACAAAAUAGAUUUCUUAUUCCUUUAAUGUCUGAAUUACUUAAAAGAAUAUUAGAUGCAAAUAAAAAAGUUCAAGAAGCUGCUUGUAGUGCAUUUGCAACAUUAGAAGAAGAAGCAUGUAUACAAAUGGUACCGUAUUUAAAUCAAAUUCUUGAAACAUUAGUACAUGCUUUUCGUAAAUAUCAAGCAAAAAAUUUAUUAAUACUUUAUGAUGCUAUUGGAACAUUAGCUGAUAGUGUUGGUUCACAUUUAAAUCGUCCAGAUUAUAUACAAUUAUUAAUGCCACCAUUAAUUGAACGAUGGAAUUUAUUAAGAAAUGAUGAUAAAGAUUUAUUUCCAUUACUUGAAUGUCUUUCAUCAAUUGCAACAGCAUUACAAACAGGAUUUUUACCUUAUUGUGAACCAGUAUUUGGUCGAUGUAUUUUACUUGUACAACAAACAUUAGAAGCUAAUAGUGGAGAUACACCAGCGGAUAAAGAUUUUAUGAUUGUUGCACUUGAUUUACUAUCCGGUUUAGCUGAAGGACUUGGUUCUCAUAUUGAUUCUCUUGUUGAACGAUCAAAUCUUUUAACAUUACUUGAACGUUGUGCACAAGAUUCAAUGGCUGAAGUUCGUCAAAGUUCAUUUGCAUUAUUAGGUGAUUUAACAAAAGCAUGUUUUCGUCAUGUUCGUAAACAUCUAAAUAUUUUUUUACCAUUAUUAACACAAAAUCUUGAUCCACAUCACGUUAGUGUAUGUAAUAAUGCUAUAUGGGCUAUAGGUGAAAUAGCUAUACAAAUUGGUUCUGAAAUUCAACCAUUUGUUUCAAUUAUUCUUGAAGCAUUAAUUAUAAUUAUUAAUCGAAAUAAUACACCGAAAACUUUAUUAGAAAAUACAGCAAUAACAAUUGGACGUUUAGGUCUUGUUUGUCCAAAUGAUGUUUCCUCUCAAUUAGCACGUUUUAUUCGUCCAUGGUGUGUUGCUUUACGAAAUAUACGUGAUAAUGAAGAAAAAGAUUCAGCAUUUCGUGGUAUAUGUAAUAUGAUUAUAUUAAAUCCAUUAGGUGUUACAAGUGAAUUUAUUUAUGUAUGUGACGCUAUAGCAUCAUGGGAAAAACCACCUAUGGAAUUACAUGCUAAAUUUCGAGAUAUUUUACAAACAUUUAAACAAGAAUUUGGUAAUGAACAAUGGAAACAAUUAACAGAUCGAUUUCCUUUACCACUAAAACAGCGUCUUCAAAUUCAUUAUGGUGUUUAA